Molecule: messenger RNA, 1479 nt
Organism: Archocentrus centrarchus (flier cichlid)
Lineage: Eukaryota; Metazoa; Chordata; Actinopteri; Cichliformes; Cichlidae
Gene: sord
Product: sorbitol dehydrogenase
Exons: 9
Coding region: 137-1201 (354 amino acids)
Biological process (GO): D-sorbitol catabolic process
Molecular function (GO): L-iditol 2-dehydrogenase (NAD+) activity; zinc ion binding
Source: RefSeq, a predicted model, not a curated record
UCAGGAAGGCGUGUCCUGCCGCUUCCUGGUGAACUUUGAAACUGACAGCUCGGAGGCGCUUCGGGUUAUCGCUUUUCGGACUUUGUUGUGCUUUCUGUUGAUUUCACGUCGCCGUGAGCUCAGCCUUAUUUCUGUCAUGGCGCAAGACAAUCUGUCUGUGGUGCUGCACGCUAAAGGGGACCUCAGGCUGGAAAGUCGCCCUGUCCCGGAGCCAGGACCUAACGAGGUUUUGCUGCAGAUGCACUCUGUAGGAAUCUGUGGCUCAGAUGUGCACUACUGGCAGCAUGGCCGCAUUGGGGCGUUUGUGCUCACGAAACCCAUGGUGUUGGGGCAUGAGGCAGCAGGGAGAGUGGUGAAGGUUGGCUCUGGGGUCAAGCACCUUAAAGUAGGUGACAGAGUGGCCAUUGAGCCUGGCGUGCCCCGUGAGAUGGAUGAGUUCUUCAAAACUGGACGAUAUAACUUGUCUCCCACUAUCUUCUUCUGUGCCACACCCCCUGAUGAUGGAAACCUCUGUCGCUAUUACACGCACAGUGCCAGCUUCUGUUACAAGUUGCCUGAUAAUGUCACAUUUGAGGAGGGGGCGCUCAUUGAGCCUCUGUCUGUGGGGAUCCAUGCCUGCCAGAGGGCUGGUGUGACCCUCGGCAGCACUGUGUUUGUCUGUGGUGCAGGACCUAUCGGGUUGGUCUGUUUGCUUGUGGCCAAGGCAAUGGGGGCCUCGCAGGUUGUCAUAUCUGAUCUGUCAGAGGAGCGUUUGUCUAUGGCUAAAGAGCUGGGCGCAGACUUCCUGCUGACUGUCAAGAGUGGAGAUGGACCCCAGGAGUUGGCCAAGAGUGUGGCGGACAUGCUGGGGACUCGGCCUCACGUUACCAUUGAAUGCACUGGUGUUGAGAGCUGCAUCCAGACUGCCAUUUAUACAACACGUUCUGGAGGUGUGGUGGUGCUGGUGGGUCUUGGCUCAGAGAUGGCCACAGUUCCUCUGAUUAAUGCGGCUGUAAGAGAAGUAGACAUCAGAGGAGUCUUCCGCUACUGCAAUACCUGGCCAAUGGCGAUCGCUAUGUUGGCGUCAGGUAAAGUGAAUGUCAAGCCCCUUGUGACUCAUCGUUUCCCUCUGGAGCAGGCAGUUCAGGCCUUUGAGACCACGCGUCAGGGUCUUGGAAUAAAAGUGAUGUUAAAGUGCGACAAAGAUGACCAAAACCCCUGAACAGAUCAACUGAGCUCAGUAUGACUGGCACAAACUGGACAUUGACCUGAACAGAGCUAGUUCCAAAGGAAAAACCCUAAAACUGAUCACGCUGUGAACAAAGUGCCUGUAAGGCGCACAUGUAAUUAGCAUUAAUGGUACAUUUAACUAUUGCUUGGUGCCCAAUGGUUCUAAUACUAAAACUUGACUUAUUGUAUGUAAAUGUGCAGUUCCAUCUGUAAGUUAAAGAUUAAUUUAAAUACUGUAACAAUAAAAAAAAUCUUGCAAUAUUUGGUGUU